UCAUGUGUUUCUUUACUUUUGUCAGACCUAUGAAAUAUUUAGCAGGAGGCCCGUUCAAAAUUAAUGGGAGAUUGUACCGCUCCCAAUACCAGCCACUGCACCAACAAUUCGAAUGUGGUUGGUGUCCAGAACGCCAUCCCCGGCCAUGAGCGCAGGAAAAGAAACUGAGAAUACGGGACAACCGGCCCGAACUAACUUGCAUUGCUCCAUAAUACCACUGCGAGAUGUCAGACACUGAGGACCAAAAGCAAUGUCGAAUCUGCUUGGACGGAGCUGACGCCGAGCAAGAACUUGGUAGAUUGAUUCGACCGUGUCUUUGUAGGGGAACAAUCAGUUACAUCCAUGUUAAAUGUCUACAGAAGUGGAGGAAUAGCUCGCAAAACCAAUCAGCAUUCUUUCGCUGUGGAAUGUGUGGCUACUCAUACAGAUUCUCUCGGACGCGCGCCGUCGGAAUUGCUUCUAAUCCUGUGAUUGUGGGCUGUAUCUCAGCCUUGAUCUUCACAUUACUUACUCUGGCGUCUUCUUAUAUCACCACUUAUCUUCUUGCUUACUUCCAAGGACCUUCAAGCUCCAGCUUCUAUAUAACCUCUUCCUCAUAUUGGUUCUAUGAUCCAACGGAAGUUAUUCAUGACCUCGUUAGGGCAGCACUACGUAUACUUCAAGACGAAGAAUUCGAUGCGGAAACGUUUCUUUCUCGUGGUCAAACUCCUGGCGCUUCGUUCGCAGCUUCCCUGAAUUCUACGGAGGGCGCCAACUUUCUAAAGCGGUUUAUUCAACGAUUCGUGAUUGGCUUACCUCUGAUAGGCGCUUCCUCUCUCAUUCAUAUGAUGAUAUCUCUUCCUUUCAUUGGCCCAGUCCAUUGGCUCGCGAGAUUUCGAGGGCGGAGGCGUAACAACGACAGGGACAUCUCCGCAAUCAUUAUCGUUGUCUUGAUUGUGCUUGGUGCAGUCAGAGCAUUGUAUGCGGUCUAUCAGCUCACACAAUCAGUUACCAAGAGACUUCUUCUUCGAGCAGAAGAUGCAAUCUUGGAGGUAAACUAAAUUUUGGACAACAAAUUGGGCUGGCAGGGUGUUGUGUUAUAUUGUAUAACAAUUUUAAGCAGAUGUACAAAGCAGCAGCAGACACAACGAUCCCUCAUUAUACAUUAUAGGUUCUACCACUCUCGUCUAAGUUGUCGUUUGACAGCUUCGUAUUUUGAUUUAGUCUCAAUACGAUCAGCAUGUAACUCAGCCAUGUACUGAUCAAUAGCAAAAUCUAUCCGGCUGACAGGGAAUUCACCACGACUGAUGGAGGAGGUUGGUCUUUUGACCUCCUCAACCCAAUCAGUAAAGAGGGUAGCAAUAUCGGACGAGAUGGCUUGUACAUUGGCUUGAGCAUUGAAAGGUGGAAUCUGAG
Molecule: messenger RNA, 1395 nt
Organism: Lentinula edodes (shiitake mushroom)
Lineage: Eukaryota; Fungi; Basidiomycota; Agaricomycetes; Agaricales; Omphalotaceae
Exons: 5
Coding region: 225-1040 (271 amino acids)
Molecular function (GO): zinc ion binding
Source: RefSeq, a predicted model, not a curated record